This is a messenger RNA of Polypterus senegalus (gray bichir), 3360 nucleotides long. RefSeq names its product copine VII (gene cpne7). Gene Ontology annotation, cellular component: plasma membrane. The transcript is spliced from 16 exons. Bases 694 to 2373 code for a protein of 559 amino acids. The record is from RefSeq and is a predicted model, not a curated record. Gene Ontology annotation, biological process: cellular response to calcium ion. Gene Ontology annotation, molecular function: calcium-dependent phospholipid binding. NCBI's taxonomy places the organism in Eukaryota, Metazoa, Chordata, Cladistia, Polypteriformes, Polypteridae.
CGAGUUUGUGUGGAAACUAGAGGGCUGUGCAAGAAGCGUUUAAAGAAUACGAACAAGUUGCAUCGGAGACAAUUGCUGGGUUGGUUUCUUUUGACCAGGUGCCUUUUGAGUUAAAGCUACUGGUAUCACAAAACCUGCUCUUCAUUCUUCUGUUAAUGUUUAUCAGAAGUCUCAUUUAUCUCACAAAUUGCACUGAAGGCUUCUGCUCAAUGGAUUCACUUUUGAUUUGAUGACUAUGUCCAACUUUAUGGGAAUGCAGAAAGUCAUAUGAAAAGUAACGACAGGUGUUCUGACAGCUCAUUACAUUUUGAUGUUCAUUUCUCAAUUCAAAUAUUUCUUCAGCUAAAUAUUUUUUUAAAGAAACCUAAAGGAGAAGCCAUGCAAUGAAGUCAGGACUGCAUUUUUCAAAAUCGCUUUCAAAUAAAUCUGUUAUUUCAAAUUGGAAAUAUUUCAGUAAAAACUGCCUUGUAUUUCAGAAAGAAUACAUCCAAUUACAGGAUCGCAAGUCAUAUUAAGAAAAAUGAUAAUAAUGUUUACCUCUUGCAGUUGAACAACUUUGGAAACAGCAAAUAGUUAACUAUAAAAUUACUGCAUCAGUGUAUAAGGGACAUUUAUUUACUUUUUUUAAUCUGGACCUUAAAAAGACUUUAUUUGACAGCUGGUCAUUUCAACUGAAGACGCAGUAAAUCCAAGAUGAAUGAAAUUCAAGAUUUAGCAUCUCCAUCUGCACCUAUUGGAGUUGUUCCCACAGCUUGUGUUUGCAAAGUGGAACUUAGGGUCUCAUGUAAAUCAUUAUUAGAUCGGGAUACCUUAAACAAAUCUGAUCCAAGUGUGGUUCUGCUGGUGCAAGCUCAGGGGCAGUGGACUGAGAUUGACAGGACUGAAGUCAUCAAAAGUAACCUGCACCCUGUGUUCUCCAAAGUCUUUACACUGGAUUAUUACUUUGAAGAAGUGCAAAAACUUCGCUUUGAGGUGUAUGACAUUCAUGGGCACUGCAGCAUUGGCACUCGUGACGAUGACUUCCUGGGAGGGAUGGAGUGCACCCUGGGCCAGAUUGUGGCCCAGAAGAAAAUGACAAAGCCGUUGUUCUUAAAAUAUGGAAAAUACGCAGGGAAAUCGACAAUAACAGUUAUCGCAGAAGAGAUUUCUGGGAACAAUGGCUAUGUUGAACUCUCAUUCUGUGCCAAAAAACUAGAUGAUAAGGAUCUCUUCAGCAAGUCUGACCCAUUCCUGGAGAUUUACAGGAUGAAUGAUGAUGACAGUGAGCAACUUGUCUAUCGGACAGAGGUUGUUAAGAACAACCUGAACCCUGUCUGGGAGUCGUUUAAAGUCUCCCUGAACUCCCUGUGCAGCUGUGAUGAAAAUCGGAAACUUAAGUGUUUGGUGUGGGAUUAUGAUUCACGAGGAAAACAUGACUUCAUUGGUGAGUUUUAUGCCACCUUUGGGGAGAUGCAAAAGGUCAUGAGUGGUAACAAGGUCAGCUGGGACUGUGUCAAUCCAAAAUAUAAACUGAAGAAGAGGAACUACAAAAACUCUGGAGUGGUUAUUCUAACUGACCUGAAGCUUCAUAGAGUAUACUCCUUUCUGGAUUACAUCAUGGGAGGAUGCCAGAUACAUUUUACGGUUGCCAUUGACUUCACAGCUUCUAAUGGAGAUCCUCGUAACAGUUGCUCUCUCCACUACAUCAAUCCCUACCAACCCAAUGAGUAUCUGAAAGCUUUGAUCGCAGUGGGGGAAAUCUGCCAGGACUAUGACAGCGAUAAAAGAUUCUCUGCUUUGGGAUUUGGUGCUAGAAUUCCUCCAAAUUAUGAGGUUUCCCAUGACUUUGCCAUCAAUUUCAACCCUGACGAUGAUGAAUGUGAAGGUAUCCAGGGGGUUGUGGAAUCGUACCAAAGCUGUCUGCCAAAAAUUCAGUUGUAUGGUCCAACAAACGUGGCGCCCAUUAUCAACAAGGUAGCCAGACUUGCAGCAGAAGAGGAAAAGACAAAGGAAGCCUCACAAUACUACAUCCUUCUCAUUUUAACAGACGGUGUGGUGACAGACAUGGCUGACACCCGUGAAGCCAUUGUGCGUGCAUCUUACCUGCCUAUGUCCAUCAUUAUUGUGGGUGUCGGCAAUGCAGACUUUACAGACAUGCAGAUUCUUGAUGGAGAUGAUGGAAUUCUGCGUUCACCAAAAGGAGAGCCGGUGCUCAGAGACAUUGUCCAAUUUGUUCCAUUUAGAGAAUUCAAAACAGCUUCCCCCGCUGCUCUGGCUAAAUGUGUCUUGGCCGAAGUUCCCAAGCAAGUGGUGGAGUACUACAGUUAUAAAGCCUUUCCACCUAAAUGUCCAAUAAUGGAUUCCCCUAUAUCAACGGCAAACACUCCAGAGUAAAAAUUUAUCAGAAGCUGAUGUGGAUUUCCAACACAUGAUUUGGGUGGAGAAAAAAAUUGUGUAGAGUGACUUGAAUGGUUUGGAGUCUGAUAAACUAUAUAUACUGUUUACAUUCUAGUAAAAGCAGGAUGAACACAAAUAGUUCAUUUUUUAGUUUCAUUCCAAUUUUCCACAAUUGUGCAUAACAGUACAAAUAAAGUAAAUGUCAAUAUGCACUACAGUUUUAUUGAUUAUCAUGGACUAAACAUUUGCCUACUGCAGUCUGGGUUCUCCUUUGUUCAAAACUGCCAUAGGAUGCAUGUUAAAAAAAGUGAGGCCCUGUGGACCUGGGUUUACUUGUGUUUUAUCUCCUACUGUUACUUUCAAUAGAAAGCACACAUGCUACAAGUUAACCAACUUUGUUACUUUCCCAGUGUUUUGAAUCCAAAAGAGGGAUUAGAAGUUCAUUUACAGGAGAAGCGCAAGUUUACAAAGAAACACACACACAGCCUAAAAUGCAAAGGGAUAAAGAAGUAGACUUGGAGUCUACAGUCUAGUUUUGCCUGCUUUCAUAUUUAAAUCAUCUACAUUUUAUUUUUAUUUAGCUAGGACCCUGACUGACUCUUUAAACAAGACACAGAGUAAAUUAUUUUAAAGCUCAUUUUUCAAGGCGUUAUUUGCUUGUCUUCCUGUAAUAUCAAGAAUUGUCCACCUUAAUUUUGCAUCCCCUCCCCUAACAAUGCUGCUAGAAAUUUUGUGAACUGCUAUUUUCCAAGUGAACUAACACAUUUACUGAAUUUUCCAUGAAGUGUUAAAUUUCAAAAAUUGGAAAACAUAUCAAGUUCAGUGCUGCAGUCCAUGGACCAGUGGUUCUCAGCCUGUGGGGCGGGCACUCCUAGGAGGGCAUAAAGUAACAAAAAGUGGGGCGCGACGAUGUGAAAAAAAGAAAACAAGAAUCAAAAAUAUGAAAAAACAUCUCUUGAAACCAAAACAAAUUAACUUAAACUA